UUCCCGCCAUGUCAUUUGAUUUAUCAAAUUCAUUUCUCGUCUCUCCAAAGUCCAGCUCCAUCACGAAUGCCACUAAUCUGAUUGUGUCUAACGAGUUCGCAUCAUUGCGGAAGUUUUUUCAAUCGUCUGAUUAUAAGUCACUAAGUUGACUCAACGAGAUGGUAAUGGAGUCGGCGGACGAUGUCACGCCAAGGGGCGCGUCCAAUUCUGCUCAGGGAAGUCCGAGAACCCCGAGGCUGUACAUCAGGGAAUUGGUAAUGAGGAACUUCAAAUCUUACGCAGGUGAACAACGCGUUGGUCCCUUCCACAAGAGUUUUUCUGCAGUUGUUGGACCCAAUGGUAGUGGGAAGAGUAACGUAAUAGAUGCAAUGCUAUUUGUAUUUGGGAAGCGAGCUAAGCAGAUGCGACUUAACAAAGUUUCGGAGCUUAUUCACAAUUCAACGAACCAUCAGAACCUGGAUAGUGCAGGUGUUUCUGUACACUUUCAGGAGAUUGUUGACCUGGAUGAUGGAACCUAUGAAACUGUUCCUGGGUUAGAGUCUCUCAAUGAGAAAAGAUCUGGUGUUGUGCAAAUGGUUAAGUUAGCUGAGAAAGAAAGAGAUAAUCUUGAGGAUGUGAAGAAUGAAGCAGAAGGCUACAUGCUGAAGGAGUUAUCGCUAUUGAAAUGGCAAGAGAAAGCCACAAAGUUGGCAUGUGAAGAUACCGGUAUUAAAUUGGCUGAACAAAAAGAAAAUAUAUUUGGCUUAGAGGAAAAUUUAAAGAAUGAUAGGGAGAAGAUUCAAGAGAGUAAUAAGACACUGAAGGAGCUCGAGUCUAUACAUGACAAACAUAUCAAAAGACAAGAGGAACUUGAUGGUGCUCUCAGAGGCUGUAAAGAAAAGUUUAAGGAUUUUGAAAGGCAGGAUGUUAAGUACCGGGAGGAUUUGAAGCACAUGAAACAAAAGAUCAAAAAGCUAGAGGAUAAAAUUGAGAAGGAUUCAGCAAAGAUUGAUGAGAUGACAAAGGAGAAUGAGAAAUCAACAAAUUUAAUCCCAAAACUCGAGGACAAUAUACCAAAGAUGCAGAAAAUCUUGUUGGAUGAGGAGAAAGUUCUAGAGGAAAUUAAAGAGAAUUCUAAAGUUGAGACUGAGAGGUACCGGUCUGAGCUUGUGACGGUUCGCACUGAACUAGAACCAUGGGAGAAAGAGUUGAUUGUGCACAAGGGGAAACUUGAGGUUGCAUCCUCUGAAAGCAGGCUUCUAAGUGAGAAGCAUGAAGCUGCUCGUAAGGCUUUUGUGGAUGCUCAGAAACAGAUGGAUGAUAUAUUGAGAAGAACUGAAACAAAAACUGCAGCAAUUGAAAAUAUCCAAAGUGAUUUAGGAAAGAAAAAGUUUGAAGCACUGGAGGCUCGAAAAGUGGAACAGGCAUACGUUAAAGAACAAGAAUCAUUGAUUCCUCUUGAACAAGCUGCAAGAGAGAAACUUGCUGAACUGAAGUCUGUGAUGGAUUCUGAGAAAAGUCAAGGUUCAGUUCUGAAAGCAAUUUUGCGGGCCAAGGAAUCCAACAGAAUUGAGGGAAUAUAUGGUAGAAUGGGUGAUUUAGGCGCUAUUGAUGCAAAAUAUGAUGUUGCUAUAUCAACAGCAUGUCCCGGCCUUGAUUAUAUAGUUGUGGAAACAACUGCGGCAGCACAAGCCUGUGUUGAGCUACUCCGCAGAGAGAGUCUUGGUGUUGCAACUUUCAUGAUACUGAAACAGCUUGAUCUUAUACAGAAAUCAAGAGAGCAUGUAAGCACCCCAGAGGGAGUUCCACGUCUUUUUGACUUGAUUAGAGCAGAUGAAAGAAUGAAACUUGCUUUCUAUGCUGCCUUGGGAAACACUGUUGUGGCUAAAGAUCUGAUCAAGGCAACACGCAUUGCAUAUGGUGGAAACAGAGAAUUUCGACGCGUGGUUACUAUUGAUGGUGCUCUUUUCGAAAAAUCCGGUACUAUGAGUGGUGGAGGAAGUAAGCCACGUGGUGGGAAGAUAGGGACAUCUAUUCGAGCCACUAGCGUAUCUGGAGAAGCUGUUGAGAAUGCUGAGAAGGAGCUCUCCGGAAUGGUUGAUAAGUUAAUAAGCAUCCGCCAAAGAAUUGCUGAUACAGUAAGACAAUACCAAGCUACAGAAAAAGAAGCUGCACACCUGGAGAUGGAAUUAGCAAAAGGGCAGAAAGAGAUUGACAGUUUGAAGUCAGAGCAUGGUUAUCUUGAAAACCAACUGAGUUCCUUGGAAGCUGCAUCCCAACCGAAGAAGGAAGAGAUUGACAGACUCAAAGAGCUCAACAGAAUUGUUUCUGCGGAAGAAAAGGAGAUUGAUCGUCUCAUACAGGGGUCUAAGCAACUGAAGGAGAAGGCUUCUGAGCUACAGAGUAAAAUUGAAAACGCCGGCGGUGAAAGGUUAAAAAUACAAAAAGCAAAGGUUGAUAAGAUUCAAUCUGAUAUUGACAAGAAUAGCACAGAGAUCAACCAUCACAGAGUUCAAAUAGAAACAGGUCAAAAAAUGAUAAAGAAGUUAACAAAGGGGAUUGAGGAUUCCAAGAAGGAGAGAGAUCGGCUCUCUUCAGAGAAUGAAAGACUGCGGGAAAUGUUCAAAGAAAUAGAGCAAAAAGCAUUUAAGGUUCAAGAGAAAUAUAAGGAGACACAGAAGUUGAUUGAUGAACACAAAGUUGUAUUAGACUCAGCAAAGGUCAAUUAUGAAAAAGUAAAGAAAAGUGUGGAUGAGUUGCGAACAUCAGAGGUUGACCGAGAGUUCAAAUUACAAGACAUGAAGAAAAUGUACAAGGAGUUGGAAAUGAAAGGGAAGGGAUACAAGAAAAGGCUUGAGGACUUGCAGAUUGCUCUCACAAAGCACAUGAAGCAAAUUCAGAAAGAUCUAGUGGACCCUGAGAAGCUUCAAGCAACCUUGAUGGACGAUAGUCUAAAUCAGGAUAGCGACCUAAAACAGGCCAUUGAAAUGGUAGCUUUGUUGGAAGUGCAGUUGAAGGAGAUGACUCCAAAUCUUGAAUCAAUUGCAGAAUAUCGGACAAAGGUGUCAUUGUACAAUGACCGAGUUGAAGAACUUAGCAUGGUUACUCAGGAACGUGAUGAUAUAAAGAAGCAAUAUGAUGAAUGGAGAAAGAAGAGGUUGGAUGAAUUCAUGGCAGGAUUUAACAUAAUAUCAUUGAAGCUGAAAGAGAUGUAUCAGAUGAUUACUCUUGGAGGUGAUGCUGAACUUGAACUUGUUGAUUCUUUGGAUCCGUUUUCUGAAGGUGUUGUUUUCAGUGUUAGACCUCCUAAAAAGAGUUGGAAAAAUAUUGCAAAUUUAUCUGGUGGUGAAAAGACUCUUAGCUCAUUGGCUCUUGUAUUUGCACUCCAUCACUACAAACCUACCCCACUUUAUGUAAUGGAUGAAAUUGAUGCUGCUCUGGACUUCAAGAAUGUCUCUAUUGUGGGACAUUAUGUGAAGGACCGGACUAAGGAUGCUCAAUUUAUAAUUAUUAGCCUUAGAAACAACAUGUUUGAGUUGGCAGAUCGACUUGUUGGAAUAUACAAGACCGAUAACUGCACCAAAAGCAUUACUAUAAAUCCUGGGAGUUUUGUGGUGUGUGAAAAGGCUGCUUGAUGUAGUAGUUGUAUGGUUAUUAGUGUAUAACUCCGAAGUUACAUAUUUAAGCACUUUCAAUGUGUAUAUAUAUAUAUAUAUAUAUAUUGACAGUCCUGUUGGUCGUGUAUUUAAUGAACUAGUAAUCAAAUGGCGAACUCUGUAACUUCCAGAUAUCAGUUACUCAGAUCCAAGAUUUCUUUUGGCUAAAGGCUAAUAAUGAUCAGCAAUAGCAUUAAUGUA
Molecule: messenger RNA, 3836 nt
Organism: Carica papaya (papaya)
Lineage: Eukaryota; Viridiplantae; Streptophyta; Magnoliopsida; Brassicales; Caricaceae
Source: RefSeq, a predicted model, not a curated record